GAAGAAAUGGGUCGCAUAAGAGUAGCUAUGACAAAGAUUACCCUCACUUUCAAACUCUGUUUUGGAAAAACGAGUUCCGAUAGCAACGCGUCUCAACAACUCGAUGCUCCUGUCAGCCCCGAUAAUAACACAUCACAACGAGUAGAUGCUCCUAUAAGUUUUGGAAGGAGAAGUUCUGAUCAUAAUGCCUCUCAACAGCUAGAUGCUCCAAUUAGCUCCGCUUCGGCUUCUCAUACUGAUGAGUCACUACAUCCGGACACACCGACGUUGCCCUUUCCAAACGGAGAGUACGAGGUGUUUCUGAACUUCAGAGGUCCAGACACCCGUCGCAACAUCACAGACCUCAUCCAUCGUUUCCUCAUCCAUUUGAAGAUUCGCACGUUCAGGGAUGAUGAUGAACUUCGUGUGGGUGAAGGAAUAUGGCCCGAACUUGUCAGAGCCAUCGGUCAGUCCAAAAUUUAUGUUGUGAUAUUCUCAAAGAGUUAUGCAGAUAGCAAAUGGUGUCUCAAAGAGCUCGCGGAAAUCGUUGAACAACGAAAGCAAGGCAAAGGACACAUAGUGAUCCCCAUUUUUCAUAUGGUGGAUCCUUCCGAUGUACGACAUCAAACGGGUUCUUAUGAGGAUUCAUUUCGACGACAUCGAAUGGAGUUUGAUGAAAGGAUUGUACAAAAUUGGAAAAACGCUAUGAAGGAGGUUGGUAAUCUAAAAGGAUAUCCCAUCAGCGAAGAAGGGCAGGAUGGAGCUACGGCAGAUCUUGUUUCCAACCUUGUAUGGUCAUACUUAAGCAAGAACAAUUAUGCAUUGGAGACUGAUGAGUUGAUUGGAAUCGAGAAUCAUGUCGAAGAGGUAGUUGAUAAACUAAGUCUAGAAUCUGGAAGUGUGUCUACAGUUGGCAUUCAUGGUAUGGGUGGCAUCGGCAAAACAACUCUUGCAAUGGCCGUCUAUAAUAAGAUAUCUGCUCACUUCGAUCGUUGUAGUUUCUUGGAGAACAUACGACAAAAGCAACAAGAGACGGAUGGUAUUCUUGCUUUACAGAAGAAGUUAAUCUCUAACAUUUUGAGAUUGGACUCGGUUAGCUCGAUGGUUGAUGCUCGAGAAGGAAGGAGAAUUAUAAAAGAGAGAGUUUCUCAGUUUAGAGUUCUCAUCGUUCUUGAUGAUGUGGACGAGAAGUUUAAAUUUGAGGAGAUCUUGGGGAAUUUCGAGAACUUCUUUCCUAACAGUCGAUUCAUUGUCACUUCUAGGAACGUAAAAAUCUUGAAAAGUUUAGGCGGAGAUCGUCGAUGCAAGUUAUAUGAAGCUCAAGGAAUGACCCCGGAUCGUUCGCUUCAACUCUUCUGCAAGCACUCAUUCGGUAUGGACUCUCCUCCACCGGGUUUCGAGACCCUAUCAAAAGACAUUGUCUCCACCACAGGAGGGCUCCCACUGACACUCAAGGUUGUCGGCUCGUCCCUAUUCAGAGAAGACGUUGGCAUCUGGAAAGACAAAUUGGCAAAGUUGAAAGAAAUACCCGAAACGGAGGUAGUGGAAAGCUUAAAGAUAAGCUACGACACGUUGGCGCAUGAAGCAAAACAAAUAUUUCUAGACAUCGCUUGUUUCUUUAUCGGAGAAGACAAAGAAAAUGCUUCUUACAUGUGGAGCGAUUGCAACUUUUAUCCCAUCACCAACAUCAACAUUCUUAUUCAAAGGUCGAUGAUCAAGAUAGGAAAUCUUAACGAGUUUCAAAUGCAUGAUCAACUCAGAGACACGGGCAGAGCAAUUGUCCGGGAAGAAGAUAUAGACCAUCCUUGGUUGCGAAGUCGGAUCUGGUCAAGAGAUGUAGCUACAGAUUUAUUACUUAACAAGAAGGGAACAGGCAAAGUUAAAGCCAUUAGAGUGAACUCUAUUCUGGGUCUUGAAAGUGAACACUUCUCAAAUUUGUCAGAGUUGAGAUACUUUGAUGGACAAGCUACGUCGCUAAGAGGAGAUUUUAGUGGCCUUCUUCCAAAUUUGAGAUGGCUUCAAUUGCAACACCAUGAAGAAAGUCCGAAUGGCCAUCUCACCAAUUUUCAUAUGAAAAAUUUGGUGAUUUUUCAUUUUUCCUUCAGCAAACUAGUUGGAGACGACUGGGGAGGUUGGAGCCAUAUCAAGAUGGCAAAGAAGUUGAAAGUUCUGGAUCUUUCCGACCCGAAUCCUUAUCUGACGAAACUACCUGAAUUCCCAGAAUCCGGGAGCCUAGAGAUGUUGAACAUUAGCAAUUUCGCGUACCUGUUUCUCUUGAGUUCUUAUGUGGAGCUGGAUACGAGGAAUUUGCUGAACCUGAAAGUGUUGAACCUGAACAACUGUAAACUGAGGAAGAUUAAAGGGGGAACCCUGGGGAUGAUGAAGGGGCUUCGAGAGCUCGAUCUCACUAACAUCAAGUUCAUAGAGGAAGGGAGCGAAUGGCUGGCUGAUAUUGGGGAACUGCCAUUGCUCGAAAUCCUGAGAGCUGAAGAAGCGUCGUUUGAUGAGUAUCGUCAGUUUGAAGUGCUGGCAGGGAUCAAGCUCCCUACAAGUUUGAAGGUGCUGACCACUUCAUCCGCGCUGGCCAACCUCGUCGAGCUGCUACAGUUGCGAGAACUCAGGAUCAUCCAGUGCAGGACGAGGGUGGUGAUCCCGGAGACCAGCACAUUGUGGUGGAAGUCGUCCAAGUUGGAGUCUUUGACACUCUUUUACUCCCCGAACCUUAUCAUGGCCCCUAAUGCUACCCUGCUUCCGUCGUCUCUGACCAUGCUCUCGAUCAACUUUACAACUUUGGAGUGGCUCCCGAACUUGGAGAAUCUGGAGAACCUGAUCGAAUUAAUACUCAAGAGCUGUUCAGAACUGAGAGAGAUCCAAGGGCUUGGAAGGUUGAAACGGUUGCAGUCGCUCACAAUUGAUUCUGCAAGUCGUUUGACUUGUCUGGACGGGCUUGGGGAUCUCAUGUCUGGUUCUAACUGCAAGCUGGCCAAGUUAACGAUGCUGGACUGCCCUCUGCUAACUACUGCACUAGAUGAUGACUGCCGAAGGGCACUAGACGUCGUUCACUCUUUCCAAGAAAUGCACAUCGAUGGAUGUCCACGGUUGGAUGGUGGCUCCAUACCCCGACUGUCAAAACUGCCGAGGCUUAAGAUCUUGCGAAUUGGGGGUAUAUCGAGGGUCGAUGGAAAUCACGAUGGAUCAGCACUGCUGGAGGGGCUUGGGGAACUCAACGAAUUGGUUGAGCUGGAGUUGGUUAGGUUGCCAACUGUAGAGAGGCUACCAUCCUUGUCGAAGCUGAGGCAGUUGAGGCGCUUGGUUUUGUGGGACAUUCCAAAUCUGCGGGAGGUUGAGGGGCUUGAUGGCUUGAAGUCACUGAAGAGGCUAGUUCUAGCCCAAUGCAAGUCGCUGGAGAGAUUCCCUGCAGCAAGUCUUCCUUCUACAGUGGUAAGGAUGAUAUUGGACCUUCGAGGAUGCACCAACUUCACCUCCGAUCUCUCCUCCUUAGCUGUCAGCGGGAGCAAUGUGACCAUCCGGUGGCCACAUGAACCAAUCACUCGGUACCCAACCCUCGACCUGUGCAAAGGUUUUUCGACAACGAGUCAGACUGACUGA
Linum tenue is the source of this 3588-nucleotide messenger RNA. The record is from the annotation of a GenBank genome assembly. NCBI's taxonomy places the organism in Eukaryota, Viridiplantae, Streptophyta, Magnoliopsida, Malpighiales, Linaceae.